GCGGAAACUAGAGGAAGCUUUAAAUAAAUGUUAAAUUGACUGUGAACACAUAGAUGCUUGUAAAGAUGAUCAUUAACAGCAUGGUCCAUGCAAUUUGUUUUCUUAAAAAAAAAAAAAAAAAACACUGUUCUAGCCUAUAGUCAAUGUGCCGAAGUGACCUUUAAAGAUUCUGUAUUCAGAUUUAUUGUCCUGUAGGAGUGUGUUUUUGGAGCCUCUAAAUUUAUGUUCUCUAUUUAUACACCCAGUCCCUGUUUUCAGUGGAGAACUUUGUCCAUUACAUGACUGUGUCCUUGGAAAUGCUGAUGAAUGAGGUGCCUCGAAUGAUAGUGAACGUGGUCCAGAUACUGCCGAUGGAGACCCUGAGGGAAGUACAGAAACCCACGCCAGGAUGUCUGCUCCAAAGGUCAUUCUGCUCCUGUCUGGUCAAGCCAGCUGCGGGAUCGGCUGAUCUGAAGGAGCUUGUUGGAGUCAACCUAGAAUUCCAGAAAGCACUGGAGCAGCUCUUGUACACUGACCGCUUCUUUAAGAAUGACUUUGCUGUAGUUUUGCAGCCGUUCCUGAAACAUGCAGAUCCUCCAAGACUCCCUAAUGGGAAGAUUGACAUGAGCUUUUUUACUCCGGACUGUUUCCACUUCACCAUGAAAGGACAUGAGGAGCUAGCCAAGGGACUGUGGAACAACAUGUUUCAACUUGAGGGGGAGAAGUUCAUGGUGGAGAGCUUUUCAAACCCUAUUGAGCUCAUUUGCCCCCCUGUGAGUCAUCCGUACAUUUACACCAGACCCAGUGUUGUAAAAUCAGGCCCAUCACUUCCUGAGAUGCCCCAGUCAGCUGGCAUCAGACUAAUUGUUCUCUACCUCAUCUUGGCUUUCCUUCCACUGUGGUUGGCUGUUAAUCUGGCCUCCUUGUAGGACAUCCAUAUGGAGUAUUGUGGUACAUCAUGUCUGCCCACCCAAUGUCCUACUUUGGCUGGAUAUCAUUGCUUUGAUGGUCUCUGAAGCAUUGAGGAUCUGUUCUGUGACUUGAGCCACUGCAGGAUGAUCUAUGGUAAAACUGAUAAUGAGGGAGUAAAAGAUAAACAAGUUAUCAAAGAUGAACAGGAAACUGGAGUUGGCUAAAUAUGAAGACGUGGUUACAGUCAAUAUUAUAUUUAAUUGAGUUGCAAUGGAAAUGGGAAUAUUGAAACCUCAGAAUAGAAAAAUAUAUGCUCAUGUGAUAACCUUUUUUUGAUAUACCAAACCAAAAUAGCACAAGAGCAGGUGCAAAGCCACUUUUAGCUUACGUAAUGUUGCUAUAAUAAAUUUAGGUAUGAAAGGUAACUGUGUAAGCUAUUUCCGGAUGGUUUGAAUAAAAUGGCCAGAGGUCAUCCUGUAAACUCAUUAAGCCUGUGAAGAUAAAAGAAUUGAUUGUUGUGUGAGAACAACUGUUUUGCUUCGAGAGCAUGGUGAAAGUAAACCGUUUGAGAGCUUCUUCAUGCCCACAGUAUUACGAUAAUUGCUUUGGAUGCUGCAACAUGAGAAGUGCUUUUGGUCUUCUCAAAUAAAGCUUUCAUUAAGGGCACUUAUCUGUUUUACUUCAAUUUUUUUCUUUGAAAGUAUGUUUUUACUUAAGAUAUGCUUUUUCUGUACAGCUGAAAGUUCUUCAUUACCAAUCAAAGAACCUGUCUUUAUAGUUGUACUUAAAGGUGUUUAGCAGCUCCUAAAGAUUUUUGGAAACAAACAAACAAAUGAUUAUAGUAAUGGAAUUAUAUUGGUGGUUUCUUCACAUUUAUGUAAUAAAUAUGUUCGUUUUAUCAGUCUGUUUGUCUGCGUGAGUGCUGCAUAAACAUUAUCAUUCAAAGCAGAUGCGUUUUGAUCCACUUUAUACCUCAGAACUGUCAGUGUCUAGGAUUGCUAAUAUUAGCCUGUGUUUCUGUUUAAAAGCCUUUUAAAAGAAGUGCCCUACAAAAGAAACUAUUUGCAGAUGUUAUAUUUUGCCACAGGGAGUAAUGUUUGGCACUGAUGCUUAAAAUAUAAGCUCAUUCGGUUGAUUAUUUGCUAUCC
Carassius gibelio (silver crucian carp) is the source of this 2039-nucleotide messenger RNA. Its product is annotated as phospholipase B1, membrane-associated-like. Gene Ontology annotation, biological process: phospholipid metabolic process. Gene Ontology annotation, cellular component: brush border membrane. Lineage: Eukaryota; Metazoa; Chordata; Actinopteri; Cypriniformes; Cyprinidae. Gene Ontology annotation, molecular function: phosphatidylcholine lysophospholipase A1 activity; A2-type glycerophospholipase activity; retinyl-palmitate esterase activity. The transcript is spliced from 7 exons. The record is from RefSeq and is a predicted model, not a curated record. The coding region runs from base 279 to 908 and encodes 209 amino acids.